Messenger RNA from Monoraphidium neglectum, 732 nucleotides. RefSeq lists its product as hypothetical. NCBI's taxonomy places the organism in Eukaryota, Viridiplantae, Chlorophyta, Chlorophyceae, Sphaeropleales, Selenastraceae. The coding region runs from base 1 to 732 and encodes 243 amino acids. The transcript has 6 exons. The record is from RefSeq and is a predicted model, not a curated record. Gene Ontology annotation, cellular component: chloroplast thylakoid membrane.
AUGGCCGCCAGGGCUGUCGCGCUGGAGCGCUCCGUGACCGACGCGCCUGCUCGGGCGGCGGCGGCGGAGCAAGUGGUAGGGUAUAACGGCGCAGCAGGCGAAGGCAUAAUCAAGACGCUGUCGGGGGUGGUGUACCUUGGGCUGCUGGGCUUCUUCCUAUUCAAGACGUUCAACCGCCGCGCGCGCCAGGCGCGGGAAGAGCGCCUCGCAGGCCAGGGCCCCGUGCGGACUGUCUUCACCAACUUGAUUGAGAAGGCCCAGGAGAAGCCGAAGCCCACAGCCACUCCCCUCAGCUGCAUGUUUGGCGCCGCGCAGGCGGGCGCCAUCGCCGUGGGCCUCUUCAUAUUCACCUCCAAGGUCGAGGGCGCCAUCAACGUCCAGGCGCUGCCAGACGCCUACACCGCCCGCAACAUCGCCAUCACCGUGCGCACCAUCAUCAUCGGCCUGCUCUACCUCGUCACCUUCAUAUUCAGCGCCAACACCGUCGGCCUCGCGGGGCUUUCGCUGCAGAUGCUGUUCUUCCCGGACUCUAUCAAAGAGGAUGAGCCCCGCCCCAAGCCCACCGGGCCGCAAAUGCCGCGCAUCACAGUGACGUCAUCUCCUGAGGACAUUCGGCGCGCGUUUGAAGCCGUGUCGGCGCCGAGCACGCCGCCGCGCAGCGCGCCAGCAAGCCCGCCGCCUGGGCCUGCAGAGGCGGGGGCAGGGGCCGGCGAAACAGCGCAGCCCAAGUAA